AUGUACAAGGUUCUUCUGCUCACCGCUGUGGUUGCGAUAGUCGCCGCACGGCCGCAACAUGGUCACGACCAACACCACGGUCACGCUAUAUCCUCACAGAGCAUCGUACUGCACCACACUCACGAGACCAAACACCCUGUACACCACGAGGAGCACCAUGAAGAGCACCACGAGGAACAAGGCAAGAAACACGAACAGAGUCACCAAGAUGAACACCAUUACGCGCAGUACUAUCAUGAUGACCAUCACCACGAGCAGUACCACCAUGAUGACCACCAUGAGGAACAGAAUCACGGAGAGCAUCACGACGAGGAGCACCACGGCCACGCCUCCUCCUCACAGAGCAUCAAGCAGCACCACGGACAUGGCACUGAGAAGCACGUUGUCUACUAUUCCCACCCUAAGUACGAGUUUGCGUACAAAGUGGAGGAUCCUCACACCGGUGACAAGAAGUACCAGCACGAGGCGCGCGACGGUGACGUCGUGAAGGGCGUGUACAGUCUGCACGAGCCCGACGGUACUGUCAGGAUCGUCGAGUACCACGCUGAUAAGAAGACUGGAUUCAACGCUAACGUUAAAUUCGAAGGUCACGCCAAGCACAUUGUUCCUGAACACCACCACCAUCACUGA
This is a messenger RNA of Spodoptera exigua (beet armyworm), 630 nucleotides long. The record is from the annotation of a GenBank genome assembly. Lineage: Eukaryota; Metazoa; Arthropoda; Insecta; Lepidoptera; Noctuidae.